AUGGCUGGCGAAGAUCUCACCUUCGAUCGGCUCAAGGAAGUCUGCAAGGGCUACAUCUGUCGCAAUACCGACCCCUUUGUCUCUGCCAACCUCCCGCCUGGCAACUUCAGUGUUGCAACUUUCCCCAUGACAGAGAUGAAGCCCGCUGACAAUGCAGCCUCGCACUUCUUCGAUCUGGUGGAGCAAAGAGGUGACGACGCCCUCCUGCAGAUGGUGAUCACGCAGGGCAAGACGCGGAAGAUCAAGCCCUCCGAGUUUGAGAAGACGGGCUAUGGCAAAUGCUUCCGCCCUCUGUGGAUGAGCGGUUGUUGGAUCUGGAACUUUGACCAGUCUGCCUUUCUGAUGCUUGGUGAAGCAGGCGCGGGCAAGAGCCCACGCGAGUCUAAGCUCCACGCACCUCACAACGCCCUCGAGCGUUCGCGGCGGGCGCUCCUCUUCGUCAGGAAGGGCUUCGUGGAGGACAAGGACAAGGAGAAGACCAUAUCCUUCGGUCAAGGUGCAAAGCGGCAAGAUGUUGAAGCCAACGAAGCCACGUUUGACAAGAGCUUCUCUCCAUCAGGGGCAGAUGACAACAAGUUCAUGGAGUGGGAGUAG
Molecule: messenger RNA, 594 nt
Organism: Effrenium voratum
Lineage: Eukaryota; Dinophyceae; Suessiales; Symbiodiniaceae
Source: the annotation of a GenBank genome assembly